Molecule: messenger RNA, 7030 nt
Organism: Dicentrarchus labrax (European seabass)
Lineage: Eukaryota; Metazoa; Chordata; Actinopteri; Moronidae
Product: neuropilin-1a
Exons: 18
Coding region: 629-3490 (953 amino acids)
Biological process (GO): axon guidance; angiogenesis; vascular endothelial growth factor signaling pathway
Cellular component (GO): membrane
Molecular function (GO): vascular endothelial growth factor receptor activity; semaphorin receptor activity
Source: RefSeq, a predicted model, not a curated record
GUUUGCUCCAGCCCCUUGUAGCGGUCGGUCGCUGCUGGUUGCGCGCAGUGGCGUCUGGCAGCAGGAAUUUGGGGAGUGGAAAUUCCGCUGUUACUUUCACGGCUCGCCUCGUAUUUUCUGACAUUUCUUGCUGUGGCGGUCAGCAGUCAGUCGCUGCGAUCAGAGAGAGGCGGAGAGAGAGCCGAACUGAAAGAAGGAGUACAGAUCUGGAGAGCGCCGAUGUUCCCGGCGGUUGGUUUUUCUCUGAAUCUCGUUUAACUACUGAUUUCUCUCUUUAAUUCUCCGCUUGGAAGUACGUCCAUCGCUCCUGUUUGGUGUGAGAAGUGAGAGGUUUGACAAAGAGUCGAAGGGCGCACAGCUGCCACUUUUGGCGAACGGAUUUUUCCCUUUUUUGAAUCUUCGUCUCCUUUUUUUUUUCUGCAUUUGGAUUAUUUUUUUUCUCCAGGAGAUGGCAAGUUGUUCCCUGACAGACGCGGGGAUCUGGUGCUGAAGCUCGCAGGAUGCUGGGGACCCUACAACAACCAGAUCUCUUACUUUGAGACAAUCUUCGGUUAUAUUCCUCUUUUGGACGUAGCCCCCCUCCCUGGACGCUUUUGCCCUCCCGUUUGUCUUUCUUUUCUUUUACAGAAUGUAUGUGUUGUACAAUCUAAGGGUGCUAUUGUCCCUUUUCACCCAAGCCAUCUUGGUUGCUUCGUUGACUCAGACUGAUAAAUGCGGAGGGAAUAUAGAGAUACACACCGCGGACUACCUGACCUCCCCGGGCUAUCCCGGCGCCUACCCGCCCUCCCAGCAGUGCGUGUGGGUGAUAACAGCGCCUGAGCCCGGUCAGAAGAUCCUCAUCAACUUCAACCCGCAUUUUGAUCUGGAAGACAGAGACUGCAAGUACGACUACGUGGAGGUUUACAAUGGCGGGGACGAGCUUUCAGCCAUGUUGGGGAAGUUUUGCGGGAAGAUUGCACCGUCUCCAAUCAUCUCCAGCGGCAGCCAGCUCCUCAUCAAGUUCGUCUCUGACUAUGAGACACACGGAGCGGGGUUCUCUGUUCGCUACGAGGUCUUCAAGACAGGUCCAGAAUGUUCCAGGAACUUUACGGCUCCCAGAGGCGUCAUCAAAACGCCGGGCUUCCCCGAGAAGUACCCCAACAACCUGGACUGCACCUUCAUGAUAUUUGCCCCCAAGAUGACUGAGAUCGUGGUGGAGUUUGACAGCUUCGACAUGGAGCCCGACACCACGCCGCCGCCGGGCGCCCUCUGCCGAUACGACUGGCUGGAGAUCUGGGACGGCUUCCCCGCAGUGGGUCCUCACAUUGGCCGGUAUUGUGGCCAGACGUCCCCGGGCCGUGUGAUUUCCUACACCGGCAUCCUGUCCAUGACCAUCACCACCGACAACGCCAUCGCCAGAGAGGGAUUCUCCGCCAACUACACCAUCCGCGAGAGGAGCCUCCCCCCGGGCCACGAGGAUGAGGGCUUCGCGUGUAUGGAGGCACUGGGCAUGGAGUCGGGGGAAAUUUCCUCAGAUCAGAUCACCGCCUCCUCCCAGUACAACAGCAACUGGUCGCCCGAACGCUCGCGUCUCAACUACCAGGAGAACGGCUGGACGCCCUCAGACGACACCGUCAGGGAGUGGAUACAGGUGGAUUUGGGAUUUCUCCGAUUCGUCACGGCCAUCGGGACGCAGGGAGCGAUCUCAAAAGAGACCAAGAAGCACUACUAUGUUCGCUCGUACAAAGUGGACCUGAGCUCCACCGGAGAGGACUGGGUCACCGUGAAGGAGGGCUCAAAGCAGAAGAUCUUUCAGGGGAACCACAACCCAACAGAUGAGGUUCACGCCUACCUCCCCAAACAGACUCUAGCUCGCUACAUCCGCAUCCGUCCCAUAUCCUGGGAGCAAGGCAUCUGUAUGCGCUUUGAGAUAUACGGCUGCAGAACAUCAGACUACCCAUGUUCAGGGAUGCUGGGGAUGGUCUCAGGUCAGAUCUCAGACGCUCAGAUCAAUGCCUCGUCGUAUGCUGACCGGGGCUGGGUGGCUGAAAACGUCCGCUUAUUGACGGGGAGAUCGGGCUGGACUGGGCAGCAAACCAAGCAGCCCUUCAGAAACGAGUGGCUACAGGUGGAUCUGGGCCAGGACAAGAUGGUGAGCGGCGUGGUGAUCCAGGGAGGGAAACACCGCGACAGGAACGUAUUUAUGAAGAAGUUUAGGGUGGGCUACAGCCUGGACGGAGUGGACUGGACCAUUGUCAAGGAGGACAACACCACCAAGCCCAAGAUAUUCUCCGGGAAUCAGAACCACGACACCCCAGAGCUGAGGUCGGUGGGUUCCCUCCUGACCCGCUUCGUCAGGAUCUACCCAGAGAGAGCCACCAACGAGGGCCUGGGCCUCCGACUGGAGCUGCUGGGCUGUGAACUGGACGACAUUACGACUACAGCACCUCCCACCACGCCUAUCGCCUCCACACUUCCCAUGACCACGUUCGGAGCGACCACCACUGCGCCGAUCACCAUCCCCGGCACGACCCAGACUACAGACUGUGAGGAAGGACAACAGGACUGUGGCGGCGAGACCGAAGCACCCGAUGACUACGACACAGGGACAGGAGUCGCCACAACGCUCAACCCCAUCAUGGAAAUCCUACCAGCGUACGUGUGGUUCGCCUGCAACUUUGACUUCUCGUCGCUCUGCGGCUGGACCGAAGAGACCGGGAUGGGGGCUGAGUGGCUGAUCCAGACCAAGGGGGCUCCUGCCGUCCACAGAGGACCGACCCUGGACCACACAGGCGGACCGGGGAACUUCAUCUACAUGCAGCUGAGUGACACAGACGUGUCGAGUAAGACCGGCGAAGAUGAUGAUAAAGAGGAGAAGGUGGCGAGCUUGGUCAGCCUGCCCAUCACCGCCACAGACAUCGACCUGUGCAUGUCCUUCUGGUAUCACAUGUUUGGUGAACACGCAGGAGCUCUUCACAUCAAGCAGAGGAAGCAGGCGAAGCCGGGGCAGAUCCUGUGGACGGUCAGCGGUCACCAGGGCAGCCGGUGGAGGGAGGGACGAGUUUUACUGCCACACUCCAGUGUCUCAUAUCAGGUGAUUGUGGAAGGCGUUGCAGACAAACGCAGUGCAGGUCACAUAGCUGUGGACAAUAUCCAGAUCCUGGAUGGACUCCAUCCUGAGGAGUGCAAAGACCCAGAAGCUCCUACAUCUCCGCCAACUGAGAUCUUCAUCCUACCGAUGGACUCCCUCUCGCAGGAGACCAGUGAACUCGGCGGCCCCGGCAACAUGCUGAAGACCCUGGACCCCAUCCUCAUCACCAUCAUCGCCAUGUCAGCGCUGGGCGUCUUCCUGGGCGCCAUCUGCGGCGUUGUCCUGUACUGCGCCUGCUCGCAGGGCAGCAUGACGGACAGGAACUUAUCCGCCCUGGAAAACUAUAACUUUGAGCUGGUGGAUGGUGUGAAGCUAAAGAAGGACAAGAUGAAUGGACAGACUAACUAUUCAGAAGCGUGAGGGGCAAAGAGAGACGGAGCUGCGAUUGCUCCGCAUGGACACGUGAUGCAGCCAAUCAAGCGGGAGAAACAUAGGGCUGAGGCCACCAAUGGGACGGCAGGGUGGGCUGAUAGUGAGCCAAUGUAAUUUUUUUUCUCAGGAGCGGCAGUGGAAGGGACUGACCUGUAGGGGGCACUGUGUAUAAAGAAUCUGUACAGCAAAAAAAAAAGAAGAAAACUAAGGAUUCUAUUUGUUUUUUGGCGUGCUUUGUUGAUUUCAUGUAAUCACAUGCUGGUGUUGAGACCAAUUCAGAUGAAAGUAUCGUUUGUGUACUUUUAUGGAAAGAUAAGAUUUGAUUUUUCUUUGUUUUUGUUUUUGUUUUGUUUUUGUUGUCUUUUUUCAAAUGUCAUAGUUUCACAGAAAGAGCGGAGUAUGUGAAAAUCACCAUUCUGAUAUCUGGCUCGUUAGCUGGCCAUAUGUCCCUGUGAGUGAGUGUAUGAGUGUGUGUGUGUGUGUGUGUGUGUGUGUGUGUGUGUGUGUGUGUGUGUGUGUGUGUGUCACAUUCAUAUACAUCUGCAUUUAAGGUGUGUAUGUGUCUAGGUGUGUGCGUGUAUGUGUGCUCAUGUUACCUGUAAACAUGAAGUGCAAGCAUCUUUCUGUGUGUAUGUGUGUGUGUGUGUGUGUGUGUGUGUGUGUGUGUGUUUAUGUGUGAAGGCGGGUACCAUCGUGACCUGUGUCUAGUUCCGACAGUGCCUUUUUCUUUUCCUCCAACUUUUCUGUUGCCUUGUUUUCUGCUGGUUGUUUUUCUCAUCGGCUGGCGUUCCGUCCAGGGUUCCUACACAGACACGUGGACAGAUCCGGAAAACUAAUUUUAUACGACUGCAGUCUUGUAGUGUACUGUCAAAUAUCACACGUGCUGGUGUAGAUCUGAAGAUCUUCUUGCCUUGAUGACAGUUGUACUUAUUAAAAUGUUGAAGUCCAAGGGAAGCAGUUAACAUUUAGGUUUGGGAAAGCUUUGAGAUUUCAGAAUGGAGAAUGUGUAGGAGCCCUGAAUGCCUCAUUUUCAUGGCACAUGACACAUCCAACAUAUUGUACAUAGGUUUUAAUAUAUUUGAGCGCCCUUUUCUAUAGAAAAAGACACCAGUGCCGCAGUAUCCUUUCUAUGUUGUUGGAAUCAAGCUCGCCCUAAACUCCAAAAUUCAGAAAAUGUACAGAAACUACUAGUUUUAACAGACAGAGGCACAAAUAGUGUUGUUUGUGUUUCCUUUACAUGUGUGAGCUGGUCGCCAUUUUGUCAGUUUUGUCGUCGCCUGGUUUCUGUUUGUGCUCUGGGAAGAACGAUGGAAAUGGCUUUGAGAUUGUGGAGAAAUGCCUCAUGGGGAAGCGAUGUUUUUGUACAGGGUAAAACAAACCACCUCAGUACCGCUAAGAUGACGACAGCACGUCAAGGAUGGACCGUCGGGAUUGAGAUACUUUAUAUUUCUGCUAACACAAUGACUGUGAAACAUUAAACCAGAAGUGUGUCCAGCAGUCCAUCAGAAAGACUCUGAGUGUCUCUCUCCGGGUCCAUCAGCGUCUUUUAUUGAGCUGACAGCAUGUGCAGGCUCUGAAUGUCUUGAGUGAUAAAGCAAGAACUAAUGUUUGCCAUGACAAUGCUGUUCUCUCUGUCAGUGUAUUUCCUGUGUUGACUAUCAAAGGAGAAAUAUUUGAAUGGAGCAAAAAAUGACCCCAACAGGUGACUAAAUGAUCUGAUCGAGUAGUCUGGGAAUAACACACACAAUUAAGUCACAUUUUCAUACAGAGAUGAGUUUUACCAGCUAAUCAGAGCAGAGACCCAACAAAAUGUCCCAUAAACCCAUAGGGCUCAUUAUCUUCUUCUAGUUUAUUUUUAAACCUCUGAAAAUUGGAUUUUAAAAUUUCCCCGGACAGCACUCUGUUGUUUUUUGUUUCUUCGCUUUUUUCCGUGGGUUUCUGCAGCAGCUCGAUUUGUAUUUCAUCCCUGUUUUACUCAUCACUCUCUCUUUGCAGGAGCAUUAUCUUAGCUGUCAACAUCACAAAAGGCUCAUAUACCCUGCAAUCUACAGUGAUCAGUGCCCUCUUAUCAACUCUGUCCCACUCUGUGAGGACAUUUUUUUUUUUUAAAACCUGGGUAUUCUUUAGUGAAAGAAUUGACUGAAAACGACAAGCCUUAUAAAUACUGUACUAAUAAUACUGCUUUGUUGUGUUUUAGCUUUUGUAGCUAAAUGUGUUGUGAUACUGGUCACUUGUUCAUAGCACUGUAUAGAUGGGAGGAUUGAGUCUCGAAAACCAGAAAUGUCACCGAUCACUAGCUCACUGGUAUCAGUGAAUAACCUCCAGCAGAUGUUUUAUGUUCACUCUGUCAUAAUUAACAAGUUAUUGUAUGCUGGGCAAGACAGAUACUUAACUUACAAAGAUUCAAAAGCCAUUGGAAAAAAAAGCAGGUAUGAUAGUUUGACAUAUUGCCACUGGCAACUGGAAGAACUACAAUGUUUGUUCCAGUGUAAUUCCUGUUGCAGUGCACUGUGGAAGUUAAACCUGACCAUUUAUAAUGUAGCAUUAUGUGACAUUGUGUGAGCUCCAAAUGUGAAGUGAGACUUUUAGUCAGUAGUCAAUAUAGGAUCAAUUGUUUCCUUUUAAGAUCAGGCUUUAGAGACAUCAAGUUUCCCCGUUUUUGUUGUAAAGGAAAUCAACCUCCUCAGCUGGCUCUGUUUAAAUCAAAUCAUUGUUUCAGCAAAGACUGACUGAACAUUUCCAAUCCAAUUAAGGUGCUCUAACUGUUGAGAUUAUUAGCUUUUGAAAAUCACACUGGUGCAUCAGUCUCUGUUUUUUUUCUGGAAAAUAUCAAUAUGUUUACAGCAAACGAAGCAGACGAGAUUAUGGGUGUCACAAAAUGUAAUUUCAAUCUGACAGAAUGUGCUUCUGAUGUUUCAGUCGGACGUCAAUCCUUCCCCUUUAAACAAGAAAGGAUGCUGCAGCACUAGAUGUGAAAACAAAUGUUGCACUGAUAUAUUUAAAAAAAAAAAUCUGUGUUUAUGAUGUUGAUUUAUGAAAAGAGAGAAAGAAGGAAGGAGAAGACAGUGUUAUUGUUGCUUCUUUUUAACACGAUUUCAGAUGACAAUGUUAUAAUUCUGAAAAGUACAACUUACAGAGAUGUUUUUCAUUCUCGAAAAAAGCUUAUAUGCGUCUCUUUGAAAACGUAACAAUUUUAUUUACUUGGUAUAAUAUCACCUUGUGUUUUUGUCACUGAUGUACGUGCCAUUGUUUUUAUUUUUUAUUUUUCUUUGUAUGACAAGAAAAAAAAGUGUUUUAUUUUCAAUACUGCUUCUGUAAUUUUUGCUGUCUCAGAUCCAGAAAAAAAACAAGAGAGGAAAUAAGGAAGUAAAAAAAUGGAAAAGCAGUGAGGCCUUAAGUGACUAAAAGUAUUGUUUGUACUUUGACUUUCUGGUCAGCACCCAGACUCAUCCGUCUCUGUUGUCUCAGACUCUGAUCAUUAACUAUUACAUUCCAAAGAAUUGGAUCAAAUAAAUGUUUUAAGUAAAA